Messenger RNA from Acanthocheilonema viteae, 900 nucleotides. The record is from the annotation of a GenBank genome assembly. NCBI's taxonomy places the organism in Eukaryota, Metazoa, Nematoda, Chromadorea, Rhabditida, Onchocercidae.
AUGCCUUCGCUAUCUCGAUUGUCCGCGGCUGCUUUGUCGGUGAUAGCCGGAGGUGUAUACUAUUCCCGAUUAGAAAAAUGGCCGUUUGGUUCGAGAAAUGAUGCAUUGAGAAGCAUGCUUCUCCUGAAUACUGCAGAAUGCGCGGAAAUCAGUACAUCCGCCUCAUUUCCUUACGUACAUUCUUUUCGACAAAGUAAAUGGGACUAUAACUGGGAUUACCGGGAACCGAAAUAUAUGGUGAAUCCCACAGAAUAUGAAGAAGCUGAUCCUGCCAGCCGCCAAAAGAUGUUGAAUCAAGUAACACCAAUCUCGAAACGAAAUAUUAUUCUCAUAAGACAUGGACAGUAUUUCACGGAUCACAAAGACAAAAAUUAUCUCAGCUUGACGCCUUUAGGGCGAGAGCAAGCGAAGUUUGUGGGUCAACGUUUAGCCAAUAGUGGUUUAAAGUUCAAUAGUGUGAUUAUGUCGACAAUGACGAGAGCGGAAGAAACGGCUAAAUUAAUCCUAGAUGAGUUAUCACCAACUUCAGCAAAAAGCGAUCCAUUAUUGGAGGAAGGAGCACCUUUCCCACCCGAACCACCUAGCAAACAUUGGCAUCCUAAGCAAAAAGGGUCGCGCAUUGAGGCAGCUUUCCGGAAGUACAUACAUCGUGCUAGCUGGAAACAAAAAGACGAUAGCUGGGAAUUGAUUGUGUGCCAUGGGAAUGUAAUACGGUAUUUUGUUUGCAGGGCGCUGCAGUUUCCUCCCGAAGGUUGGCUGCGAAUGUCAGUUGGUCAUUGUUCGAUAACUUGGCUAGUUAUAUAUCCAGAUGGUUUCGUGUCUGUGAGAUCCCUUGGCGAUAUCGGUCAUUUACCUAUUGGAAAGGAAAUGCAAAAUUUAAAUGUAUCACGUUUGCCAUAA